Molecule: messenger RNA, 1216 nt
Organism: Vanessa atalanta (red admiral)
Lineage: Eukaryota; Metazoa; Arthropoda; Insecta; Lepidoptera; Nymphalidae
Gene: rho-7
Product: presenilins-associated rhomboid-like protein, mitochondrial
Exons: 9
Coding region: 93-1136 (347 amino acids)
Cellular component (GO): membrane
Molecular function (GO): serine-type endopeptidase activity
Source: RefSeq, a predicted model, not a curated record
AAAAAAGUCAAUAUUAAUGUAAAUAGGUAACCAAAAUUAAAAGAAUGAACACCAAUGCAAGAUAAUAACACAAGGGAAAAUUUUAAAUUAAUAUGUUUUUCAGAAAUGUAAAAUCUGCUGCGGAAUUUACACUUUGCUGUAAGUCGCCGCUAUUUCUUCAGGGUUCACAUAAUUUGGGCAAUGUUCGUUUACAACUACGCAACUCAUUUCACAACUCACGGCGGGGAGCUCGUCGACCAAUAUCAGAACCUAAUCCUCUAGACGUUAUACAAUUAGACUCGAGUCCCUUGUAUGCUAAGAGUCUAUUCAAACCUUUCUUUUUUACUGUUGGGGUCACAACACUGAGUCUUGCUGGUUGUGUAAUUUGGGAAUAUGAAAACCUACGCUCCCAUGCAUCCUCAUUUCUCAGAAGGCCAGGAGCUUGGUUAAAUUCCCAUCAAAAGAGAAUUACUUCUCAGACAAUAUCAGAACCCGGGCCAUUAAAAAAAUGGUGGAACUCACUAAGGGAGAGUGAAAAAGUUUUUUAUCCCAUUCUAGCACUCAAUGUAAUGGUUUUUGGAGCUUGGCGAGUCCGAGCUUUACAGCCACAUAUGAUUAAAUAUUUCUGUUCCAAUCCAUCAGGCAAAGCACAAUGUCUACCAAUGGUAUUCAGUACAUUUAGCCAUUAUUCCACAUUACAUUUGGCUGCAAAUAUGUAUGUGCUGUAUAGUUUCAUGCCAGCGGCCGUCGCAUCAUUGGGCAAGGAACAAUUUGUUGCUAUGUAUAUGAGUGCAGGUGUUGUAAGUAGUUUUGCCAGCUUCCUGUAUAAAGUAAUGCUCAAUCAGCCGGGUCUUAGUCUGGGUGCGUCUGGAGCAAUUAUGGCGGUGUUAUCAUAUGUCUGUAUGCAAUACCCUGAUACUAGACUGAGUAUAAUAUUCCUGCCUAUGUAUACAUUUGCUGCUGGUACCGCUAUAAAAGUUAUAAUGAGUGUCGAUCUCGCUGGAGUUAUACUUGGGUGGAAAUUCUUUGACCAUGCAGCUCAUCUUGGUGGUGCACUAUUUGGAAUGGUUUGGUGUUAUUGGGGUAAUUCCCAUGUUUGGGGCAAUAGAGACAAGUUCCUACAGUAUUACCACAGCAUCAGAAAGGAUUCUAGAUAACAUUACAUUGAAUCGAAGCAAUCUUAGAAAAUGUUGAAAAUUGUUAUAGAGAAAGUUAUAUUUAUUUAAAUUACAUAUAU